Fusarium coffeatum is the source of this 2013-nucleotide messenger RNA. RefSeq lists its product as uncharacterized. Bases 1 to 2013 code for a protein of 670 amino acids. The transcript has 5 exons. Gene Ontology annotation, cellular component: nucleus. Gene Ontology annotation, biological process: regulation of DNA-templated transcription; DNA-templated transcription. The record is from RefSeq and is a predicted model, not a curated record. Gene Ontology annotation, molecular function: DNA-binding transcription factor activity, RNA polymerase II-specific; zinc ion binding; DNA binding. NCBI's taxonomy places the organism in Eukaryota, Fungi, Ascomycota, Sordariomycetes, Hypocreales, Nectriaceae.
AUGUCUGACUCCCAAGACGAUUCUGACGGCCAGGAAAGUCGCCGAAAGAGAAUUCGCCAAGCUUGUCUCAACUGCAGGAGGAAAAAGGUCCGAUGCACUGGGGAGAAACCUACUUGCAGCUUCUGUACGAGACUUUCACAGGAAUGUGUUUAUGCUGAGGAUAGAAGGAGUUGGAAGCGAGCGCCUAUUACCCUUGAGGUUGGAGAUGAGGAAGUGACUGCUGCUGCGAUGGAUACUAUCAAUGCGAGAUUUGCUAGUCUUGAGAACCAGAUCUCGACACUGCAGGAUACUAUCGAAAAAUUGAUACCGCUUGUCGCUGACCAAAAGCCUGAUGAGACUGGAGUGCCGAGCAAACGUCCUAUUCGUCACGUUCCAGCCAGAUCUACUCCAUCGGCCAUCCUUCAAACUCCAACACCCUUGACAGUACAGUCACCAGUACCUGACCGUCCCCAAUCACGGUCUCUUUCUUUUGCGGCAGAUAUAUACUUCCGUUUUUGUCACAGUCAGCCCUACGCCCUCUUCCAUGAACCGACCUUUCGUCAACGGCUAGCCGACGACUCGCUUCCUUCUUAUCUAUUAUGGGGCUUCCUAUCUGCAGCGAGACGUUAUUCUAGUCUUCCUGUUCCGCAGCCCAAUUGUGCUGAUGAUGCAUCGGCGUAUGCAGCCAAGGCUUGGGAGUGUAUGGAUCUUCCUUGGCAUGCUUCCGCUUCAGCUGAGAAUGUCCUUACUGUUAUUCAGACGAUUAUCCUGAUUGUGAGCACCGAAGUGCCAGCUGGCCUGUGUACACCAGCUCAUAUGAAACUCGGUUUUGCUGUCCGUCUAGCCCAGAAUCACAAACUUAACCUUGAACCCGACACAUCAAUACCUGUCGCCGAGCAGGAGGAACGCAGAAGGACCUUCUGGUCGUUAUACUUACAAGACAAACUAAUCAGUCUAUCCCGCGGCCGAUUCUGCGCAAUCAGAGAUGAAGAGUGCAAGCUCUCUUUACCAUGCUCCGAAGAGGCUUUCAGAGAAGGUCGAGAAGAGCACACACCACUGCUGGAGGAACUAAUUGGAGACUGUGUGGAGCAAGAGUCGGUUGACAGUUGCUGUCCACUCGGACUAAUCAUUGUCAUGGCCUCGAUCUUGGGCCGUGUCUCUCAUUAUGUGCUACAUGAUACGAAAGCUCUACAGCCGAGUCUUCCUUGGAAUUCAACAUCACCCUAUGCCACAUUAUCAUCUGCCCUCCUUCAGGCAGAGCAUUACUUUGCCAUGAACGAGGAUACCAUGGAGAGCCUCCAGACACGCUGCACCAUCGACGGUAGUAUUGAUCAGCUCCUCGCAGGGUCUUUCAUAUUCGCCAAAGCCAUGUUCCAUUUAUCUCACUGCCUUCUCCAUCACCCUUUCCUACUCCAGCAAAGAUUACAGUCAACAAAGCAGAAAGCACCAUCGAUAUUCAUGAAGACUACUUGGGAAAAGUGCAGGACACAUGCCAAGAGUAUAACGGAGCUCAUGGAAAUGAAGAGUCAGAAUGUUCUUCUCUUGACAUCGAUCUAUGGUUACUGUAUCAUGGUUGCGGGAACCAUUCAUGCUUUGUCCAUAAAUGAUGAGAGGGAAAGUAUUAGGACGGAGAGUCGGGAACAUUAUCAUGCUUCAACAGAGUCUUUGCAGGACUUAUCACGAUACUGGGGACACGCAGCACUCAUGGUCAAGAGAUUGGAGCGAUUCCACAACCAAUGCGAGACCCGCGGUCAAGAGCUUUCGCCAUGUACCACAAACGUGGAACGAACACCAGGAGACGUCAAGGCUCUGUGGCAAAGCGUCGACUACACAUCACUAUCUACACCCACAAGACCAGGAAGUCCUACAGCACCAGCACCCCCGACCAGUGAGGCGGACUGGGCUCUUUCGUCAGAUAUGUUUGAUUUUACGGGCUUCGGUGGAUUUGCGGAGGGUGUUGAUGUUUUCAGCAUCUCGUUUGUUGAUGGUGACAUGAUGUUGGAUGGAGAGAUGCCGACAGAUAUAGGUAUUUGA